CCUCUCUUUUCCCCUUGGUAAUGAGAAGCUGCUUGUUUUCUGUUUCCUAAGAUAUAUUUGUCUGCACGCCACUGCAGACAGACACAUCCAGCAUCACAGAUCUACCAUUAUUAACAACAGAGAAACCAUCGAUAAAAUGAAAUCACAAAACUUUUUGACCUUUACUUGCUUGAUUCUUACAUCUUUGAUUAUAGGUCAGGAAACACAACAUAGUGUGCUGAACAGCCAACGGGUUUUUAAGGUUUAUCGGGGAAUGUCUGUCAAUAUCAGCUGCAACUACAACAAUUCUGAUGAAACUGAAACAUUUCAUGCAGCUCUACAUUUAAAUAGAGAUCAUAAAUUGUGCUCAUAUGUUAUUAAUAAUACUAAUAAAAUAAGUAUGUGUCAGUCAUGCAAUAAAGACAUCAGAUUUAUCUGGAUUACAGAUAGUAAAGAAAUAACAUUUGAGCUGUCAAAUCUUCAGAUAAGCAAUUCAGGCACCUAUAGCUGUAAAGUGUUUAGACAUAUACCUCCUCCUUCUAUAACUAUAGGAGAAAACAACACAACAGUUCAGGUUUUAGCACGUCCCCAUGUGUCCAUGUCAUGUUUGAAAGAGCCUGAUGGACAUCCCAUAAUUCUGUGCAGCUCUGAGGGGUUUUAUCCUUCUGAUCUACAGCAGGUGUGGUUGAGAGAUGGAGAAAUACUGAACAUCUCUCAUACACACAGCACUAUCAGAAACAAUUCAGAUGGAUCAUUCACCCUCCAUUCAUACCUUAAUUUAUCUUCUGCUAUGUCUGAAUUUGUAAACUAUUCCUGUGGGGUAAACCACUCAUCAUUAGACAAACAAUUUGUGCUCCAUCUGUCUCUUGCAAAUUGUAAUGACAGGAAACAGGAUGAUGCUGUUAGAAAAACAGAGACAUAUUUAAGUUAUAGUAUGAAGAUUGUUCUGGUGAUCUCUGCAUUGCUGACUCUUUUCAUCUUGAUCAUGGCAGUAGUGCUGAUUCACUUCAGAAAAACCAACCACAGAUCUUCUGUAUCACCCAAGUCUGUACAGUUUAAUCCGCAGUCAGAGGUUAUUUAUUCAAUGCUGGGUGAUCAUCGUCCCGUCCAAUGCAGCCACAGCACUAACCAGACAACAACACCAGCACAUUAAACACUGACUGACGAGAUACCAAACAAUGACCGACAGAAGAAAAUGGAUUGUUGUUCAGUUAAAUUCUGAACCUUUUAUGCAAAGUUUGUUCAGUAGUGACUUGGUAGUAGUCAUGUUAGCUGUUUAUUCAGAAGGGUUAGCUUAAGGUUGUCUCAAGCAGAGAAAAACCUCAUCAGUCAGUCAACAGAUCAAGUUCUUGACCAGACUACUGACAAAACAGCUCAGUGUUGUGGUAUAUUGUGGUAAAUGUAUAUUAAGUGUAGUGUAAAUGUUUAAUUAUUGCUUUUUCUUCUUGGCUUUUGGUAUUGUUUUGUGAAAACAAUGUAUUAAAAAAAAAUUAAAC
Messenger RNA from Paramisgurnus dabryanus, 1475 nucleotides. RefSeq lists its product as uncharacterized. The record is from RefSeq and is a predicted model, not a curated record. Lineage: Eukaryota; Metazoa; Chordata; Actinopteri; Cypriniformes; Cobitidae.